UUAAACACAUAAAUGGCAACGGAGCUUCAGUCUCUAACUGCAACUGCCCUUAUGAAGUGAGGUAAAAUUUUUGGGUAAACGUGUUACCGUGUGUAGUGGCCGCUUACGAUCUUAAUAAUUUUAAUUAAUUAUUAUUUACGAUGACGAAUCCUACAAUUUCAAAGAAAAGGAAGUUUGUUGCUGAUGGAGUUUUCAAAGCAGAAUUGAAUGAAUUCCUACGAAGGGAGUUAGCUGAAGAUGGUUACAGUGGUGUUGAAGUAAGAGUCACUCCUACCAGGACAGAAAUCAUCAUUCUGGCCACUAGAACACAAAAUGUCCUGGGAGAAAAGGGGCGAAGAAUUCGAGAAUUGACAUCUGUUGUUCAAAAGCGUUUUAACUUUCCUGAGGGAAGUGUCGAAUUGUAUGCUGAAAAAGUAGCUGCUCGAGGACUUUGUGCUAUUGCUCAAUGUGAGUCUUUGAGGUACAAGUUGAUUGGCGGUCUAGCUGUCAGACGAGCUUGUUAUGGUGUUCUCCGAUUCAUCAUGGAAAGUGGUGCUAGAGGAUGUGAAGUUGUAGUCUCUGGUAAACUUAGAGGUCAAAGAGCAAAAUCUAUGAAGUUUGUAGAUGGAUUGAUGAUUCACAGUGGAGACCCAACAAACUAUUAUGUUGAAACAGCUGUUAGACACGUACUUCUAAGACAAGGUGUGUUUCUUUUACUUGUCUCUUUAUUCUCCACUUAUAUAGAUUGUCUAAAAUAUGAACUCCCCAGACAUCUACCUGGACCUGUGGCUGUGACUAUAAUAAAGAGGCAUGACUAUUUCAAGUGGGGUGCAAGAUCACUGUUUUGGAGUGGUUUUGGCUUGGGUCCUCGAAAAAAGGUAAUCUCUUUCUUCGUUCUAUUGUGUUAGAAGCUACCCUCUCUA
This is a messenger RNA of Parasteatoda tepidariorum (common house spider), 902 nucleotides long. RefSeq names its product ribosomal protein S3 (gene RpS3). Lineage: Eukaryota; Metazoa; Arthropoda; Arachnida; Araneae; Theridiidae. The record is from RefSeq and is a predicted model, not a curated record. Gene Ontology annotation, cellular component: cytosolic small ribosomal subunit; nucleus. Gene Ontology annotation, molecular function: structural constituent of ribosome; RNA binding. Gene Ontology annotation, biological process: positive regulation of apoptotic signaling pathway; translation.